CGCAAUCAAACUGUUGACUGCUACUUACAAAAAAAUUAAACCGCAAAGUAUUAAAGUUACAAACAACGUUGAAUGGUUGUACAAAAAGGUUACCGAUACAAGGAUGUGGUACAUCAUAUCAAGCAGUAAUCCUGAUCAAAAGAUUGUGAUACUUUGCGAGAAGACAUACGUUGUUGGACGGCGCGAUUGUGAUGUUUUGGUGGUGGGGGAUGCAACUGUGAGCAGGAAGCAUGCGGAAAUAUCCAUGACUCACUCAGAGGGUAAUCUGGGUGAUGUGAAACGACUGCCUAUGUUAAGGUUGAAAGAUGUUUCCAAGUUUGGCAGCUACGUGAAUGGGAAGAAAAUUGAUGGGGAACACCUGCUGUCAGACGGAGAUAGGCUCUACUUCGGCUCACCCAAGAGUGCUUUCAUGGCAGUGUUUGAGCCGCUUGCCCUGACAACAUCCUGCCUUGACGUAUCUGCCAAGAAAUCUGUACGUCAGCAGUUGAUCACUCUGGGGGGUCACAUGACAAGUGAAUGGCAGCGGGGAUGCUCUUUACUGGUCAUGAGCAAAAUCAGUGUGACCAUCAAGGCUAUCUGUGCGCUGGUAUCCCAGUGUCCCAUUGUAACCCCUGACUACCUUGCCGCCAUGGUGACACACCUCCAAGGCACCACAGAAAAACCAGAUCCCUUCAACUUUACUCCAAACUUGGCAGAAACUCAGCUUGAUCCAUCCGAGGUGUCAUUCAAAUCAGACAUCCGCCGGAAAACACUCUUCCAGGGGAAAACAUUCGUCUUCCUCAGUGCCAAACAAUUUAAGAAGAUGAGCUUUGCUAUAGAGCUGGCUGGAGGUGUUCCAGUGUUGAUGGAGGAGGGAGGGGAGAAGUCCGUGCUGCUAGCCAACCAGACAAUAGUCAUGAGCUGUCAAGAAGGGGGGUUAUCACAUAAGGCGCGGGCCUGGGUCACGCGGGUACAGCAGAUGCUUGAUAGGCAGGGGAAGCACAUGGUUCAAGAUGCAGAGAUCGGCUAUGCUGUGUUAUACUGCUCCACAGAGAAACACUGCAACCCAGACUUUGCCACUGAAGAUGACCUCUCAAAGCUGCCAUCCCAGACCUUGUCACAGAUGGAACCAUUUGUGUCCAAUACAGAGCUGGACAGGACGACUCGGAUGAGCCAGCUGCGGAGGCAGGGUGUUGACUCUCAAGCCAAGGUAGACGAGACGAGACUGUCCGUACAGACCCAGUCUCAGACUACACAGCGCAAGUCACCCAAGGUUGUGGAAUUGCAGAAAAAAGUUUCACCCCAACCAGAGAAAGACCGCAAUUCAAAGCAGGAGAAAAUGACUUCCAAUCAGUCUAAUACACCCAACAGAAAAAGAGGUCGAGCUACUGAGCUGGAGGAGGAAGAUCCUGGUUCCCUGAGCAAGCGUAUGAAAGCAGAACCAGUCACACCUGGGAAACUGGCUCAACAGUUUGCUUCAACAAGUAAAUCAAGCACACCUCAUGAAGAUUCAUCUCAUGCACCUAAAUCAAGCACAGACUCAAAAAAGUCCAGAAGACUGCAAAAACUAGAUGAAUGGGAUGAAGAUGAUGAGUUUGAUUUCUCGUCAGUUGACAUCAUAACAACACCGACCUCAGGCAGUGGGAAGGUCAUUAAACAGGCUCCAUCCCCACAGAGGGCUUCCUCACCCAACAGGUCAAGGUCAAGGUCACCACAUCAUCAAACUAAAGGAAACAAGAACAAGCGACAAAAAGAGACAGAAACAGUGAAUGAAACAACUGCUCAUAAGACAAUUGCUAAUAGAAAUGUGCGUUCUAGGUCAAAGUCACCAGCUCCUAGUCCGAAAUCACCCUCAAAAAGUUCAAGGUCAAAGGCCUCGGGACAGACUUCUGGACAAGCUGGGAUUAUUGAAGUUAAAACAGAAGUGUUGUCACCAGAACCCAGGGCUGGUCAGGUGAUCUACGACAGAACCAGGACAAAACAGGAGAGGGUGAUGGAGGAUGAUGAUGAUACAGGAGACACAAAGCAAGGUGUGCUGCAGCCUGGAGUUCCAUCUGGCUUCCUUACCACAACCAAACCCAUACAGGGUCAGGUAGAGCGUCACCGUGAUUAUGAGGAAGACACUGAGUUGCCGAGUGGUGUUGUACAGGUGGAAAUGGUCAGUCUGGUUGCUAGGCGACCCAGGCCUCCAGAACAAGGGGCUGGAGACUGUCCUGAGGGUUUCACUCGCUGGAGGGGAAAGGUGGUCAGGAAUUACAAAAAGUUCAGGAAGAACUCCAAUGCCGGAUGUGAGGCCCUGCCACGGAUUAUCGGAGGCAGCGACCUGGAGGUGCAUGUGGCACAAAGAUCCAAAGAGCUUGAUGAUUGGUUCCGUGACACCAUGCAGGCGGAGAGCCAACAGUCCAAGGAUGAUGAAAAGGCAGAACAGAUGUUCAACUUUGACAGAGGUGCCAGCUCAGGCAAGAGACGAGGACGGUGAUAGGUGCAAGCGACACGAUCCUGGAUGCCAUCCAUUAUUGUAUUCACAUUCAUUGUUACAUUGGUUUAUAGUAAAAUGUUUCAAAAAGUUUAUUAUCAACUUGCCUGCUUAAUGAGGAUUUUUUUGAUAUUGCCUUUGCAUUGGUUGUGUUAUGAGUGUUGCUAUCUACCUGCAAAAUCUUCAGUGGUGUCCAGAACUAGGAAACCAUUAUAGAUGUUAAACAGGAAACUUGGUGCCCAUGUUUAUUAUCACCAAAAGCGCAUGAUUGUGUAGAAACCGCAUAACUCAAAUAUUUUCCCUUUUAUAGUUACAUCACUUGAUAAACUAAGAAAACAGACAAAGCGUGUGGUGCUCUAUUAUCUUUAUCUCACAGUUUGCAAUCGGAGACAUGCCACAAGUAAGCAUUGCAGUUAUAUGCAAGGCAAACUUUUGAAUCAAUUCCUUAUGUGUUAUCUUGAAAAUAUCUUACUGUAAUGGCUUUGAGAUAAUGCUUUACACUAAACACUUGAUUUUAAAUGAACCGGAUGAACAUUGGUAAAAGUUUGAAACCUCAAAAAUAUUGCAAAUGGGUGUGAAGAAAACGGUUAAGGUAUUGUGACAGCCUUUUUAACAGACAAACUUUGGCCUUUGGCUCCACAGCGCUAUCAUUACAGUACAUUAUAUAGAAUUAUUAUACCUCACUUCUAUAGAACAUAUAGUAAAAACGCCAUGGCAAUAUUUUCAACAAUCACCCUCUGCCGCACUGUUACCCUCAGACAUUACGAAAUUGACAAUACGCCACAAAUAUGGCGUCAUGUUGGAUUUUUUUCUUAUAAUUCUACAGAUUUUGUUUGGAUAAUAAAAUAGAUAUUGA
Mya arenaria is the source of this 3311-nucleotide messenger RNA. RefSeq names its product nibrin-like. The transcript is spliced from 17 exons. Gene Ontology annotation, biological process: double-strand break repair via homologous recombination; mitotic G2 DNA damage checkpoint signaling. Gene Ontology annotation, cellular component: Mre11 complex. The record is from RefSeq and is a predicted model, not a curated record. Lineage: Eukaryota; Metazoa; Mollusca; Bivalvia; Myida; Myidae. The coding region runs from base 104 to 2458 and encodes 784 amino acids. Gene Ontology annotation, molecular function: damaged DNA binding; protein binding.